AUGGGGCGGCCACGCGCAACCAGCAAUGCGUCGACCAACUCGACCUCGGCGCCUGCGAGGGACCAAGAACUGGGUAGCAUGUACGACUACCUCGCGAAGAUCAUUCUACUCGGCCCUAGCGGCGCUGGAAAAUCUUGUAUAUUACAUCGCUUUGUCAAGAAUGAAUGGCGCAUCCUCUCCUCACAAACCAUCGGCGUCGAAUUCUCUUCCAAAAUCGUGCACCUCGGUCGUCCCCCUCACCGCACCCGCAUAAAGCUCCAGCUCUGGGACACGGCGGGCACCGAGCGCUUUCGCAGCGUCUCGCGCUCCUAUUACCGCGGUGCUGCUGGCGCAAUCCUCGUCUAUGAUCUGAACAGCUGGCGUAGCUUUGAGCAGUUGAGGACGUUUUUGGACGAUGCGAGGGCGCUUGCUGGGCAAGACUUGACUGUUAUCCUUGCGGGAAACAAGGUUGAUGUUGCGGAGGGAGGGGUUGGGGGUGGGGGGGUGUAUGGGAGUUGGGGGAGUGAGGCUGGAGCUGGAGCGGCGGGGAGUGAGGGCGAUGCGAUUCCACCCCCAACACCAAGCAGUCAGUCCAGCAUACGUACAACCACAUCUCUCGGACUCCAAAACUCCGCAACCAUAUCCCCCGACGGCCGAGAAGUGCCUCUCGAGGCGGCAUCCCGUUGGGCGGGCCAAAACGGGAUUCCCGUCGCGGUAGAAGUGUCCGCGCUGAAUGGGGAGAAUGUAGAUGAGCUGUUUAAUCGCUUAGCUAGGAUGAUACUCACGAAGAUCGAGUUGGGGGAAAUCGAUCCCGAUGAUCCGUCAAGCGGGAUACAAUACGGGGAUAUUGGGGGCUGGGGAUAUGCUGAUGACGGGAAUGGGAGUGUGAAGAGCGGGCAAGGGCUCGGGGAUGAGGGGGUGCGGUAUCGACGAAGGAAUAAGAAGGGUGCGGGGGUACAGCUCAGGGAAUGGGAGGAUGUUUUUCGGCUUUCGAAUUCGAGGAGGAGGGGGGGCUGUUGUUGACACACACAUUUGGAUCUCUUUUCAACUCGCAGCUUUACAUAUCGAGCGUUGGCAUUAGACGCACCAUAGCAUUCGUUUGCGGUCUUGGGAUGGAAUGGGGGUUAGGGGGGAGGGGGAGAAAGACUUGCUUGCAUUUGGUACAAUAGCUGUUUGGAUUGAGG
Molecule: messenger RNA, 1163 nt
Organism: Lindgomyces ingoldianus
Lineage: Eukaryota; Fungi; Ascomycota; Dothideomycetes; Pleosporales; Lindgomycetaceae
Product: GTP-binding protein YPTC4
Exons: 4
Coding region: 1-1002 (333 amino acids)
Biological process (GO): regulation of endocytosis
Cellular component (GO): endosome
Molecular function (GO): GTPase activity; GTP binding
Source: RefSeq, a predicted model, not a curated record